AUGACCAAGUUGCAGGCCAAGUCGCUGCAGCAAGAGGACGACGACGACGACGAAGAAGUCCCCCUUCUGCCGCCGUCAAAGGGCCUCACCUCGAGAGCGGCGCAGGGUCUUCUUGACGAGCACGGGCGCAACGAACUUCCUCAUAAGAAGACACCUGGUUGGCUCAUCUUUGCGCGCUGUCUGUGGGGGCCGAUGCCUAUCGCCAUUUGGAUUGCCGUCGUUAUUGAAUUCUCCCUCCGGAACUUCCCCGACGGUGGUAUACUCCUCUUCAUUCAGUUCGCCAACGCUACCAUUGGCUGGUACGAGACCACUAAAGCUGGUGACGCGGUAGCAGCGCUGCGCAACUCGCUGAAGCCACUCGCAACAGUGAUGCGCGACGGGAUGUGGCAGAAUAUCGAUGCGGCGGUCUUGGUGCCGGGCGACCUUGUGAAGCUCGCUGCCGGCUCUGCGGUGCCAGCCGACUGCACGAUCAACGAGGGCACCAUCGACGUGGACGAGGCUGCGCUGACGGGCGAGUCGCUGCCGGUGACGAUGGGACAGGAGCAGAUGCCGAAGAUGGGCUCCACGGUGGUUCGCGGCGAGGUGGAUGGCACCGUUCAGUUCACGGGACAGAAGACAUUCUUUGGUAAGACGGCGCUACUUCUGCAGUCCGUCGAGGCGGAUCUAGGCAACAUCCACUACGUGCUGAUGCGUGUGAUGUUCGUGCUGACGUCGCUUUCCCUCGUUCUGUGCGUCAUCUGCUUCGGUUACCUCAUGGGCCACUACAAGCUGAAAUUCCGCGAUGCUCUGGAGUUCACUGUUGUGCUGCUUGUCGUGUCGAUUCCAAUUGCUAUCGAAAUUGUUGUCACCACGACGCUCGCGCUGGGCUCCAGGGAGCUGUCAAAAAAGAAAGUGAUCGUCACACGUCUUUCUUCGAUUGAGAUGAUGGCGGCCGUCAACAUGCUCUGCUCCGACAAGACCGGAACACUGACACUGAACAAGAUGGAAAUACAACAGCAGUGUCACGUUUUCAGCAAGGAAUACAACCGUGAGAGUGUCCUUGUGCUCGCUGCUCUCGCUGCCAAGUGGCGUGAGCCUCCACGUGAUGCGCUUGACACGAUGGUGCUGAGUGUCGCCGACCUCGACGAGUGCGACAAGUACACGCAACUCGAGUUCGUCCCGUUUGACCCCCGAAUUAAGCGCACGGAGGCGACCCUCCGCGGACCCGACGGCCUCGUCUUUAAAGUAACAAAAGGUGCACCAAACGUUGUGCUGCAGCUGGUGCGCAACCGCGAUGCGAUCAAAGCACAGGUGGAGGGUAUCAUUGAGGACUUGAGCCGCCGCGGCAUCCGAUGCCUCACCGUCGCGCGCACCAAGGAGGACCAGCAGUGGCAUAUGGCUGGCAUACUGAGAUUUCUUGACCCGCCGCGCCCCGACACGAAGGAGACGGUCCACCGCAGUAAAGCGUACGGUGUCGACGUGAAGAUGAUCACCGGCGACCACCAACUCAUCGCCAAGGAAAUGGCCCGCAUGCUAGACAUGGACACGAACAUUUUGACGGCGGAGGGGCUGCCAAAGUUCCCGGCGAGUGGCGACCCAAAGGACAUCCCAAGAACACUCGGUGACACACACGGUGAUAUGAUGUUGGCCUGCGGCGGCUUCGCUCACGUGUACCCGGAACACAAGUACCUCAUCGUUGAGACGCUGCGGCAGCGCGGUUACACUGUUGCGAUGACAGGAGAUGGCGUCAAUGACGCGCCUGCCCUGAAGCGGUCGGAUGUUGGCGUUGCUGUUGACGGGGCCACGGACGCGGCACGUGCUGCAUCCGACAUGGUGCUGACGGAGCCAGGAUUGAGUGUUGUUGUGGACGCAAUGCUCAUUGCUCGUGGGGUCUUCCAGCGCAUGCUAUCGUUCCUCACUUAUCGUAUCUCUGCAACCCUGCAACUGGUGUUCUUCUUCUUCAUUGGCGUCUUUGCACUCCCUUGUGAGGACUACGGUAUUGAGGACCCAAAUUUCCGCUUCUUCCGCAUUCCGGUGCUGAUGUUUAUGCUUAUUACACUGCUUAACGAUGGCACACUGAUGGCUAUUGGCUAUGACAGGGUUGUACCAGAGCAGCGCCCUCAGCGGUGGAACCUCCCGGUGAUGUUCACCAUGGCCACUGUCCUUGCUGGGGUGGCGUGUAUGUCGUCAUUGCUGCUGCUGUGGAUGGCACUGGACUCGCAUGGCGAGGAUUCAUGGUUCUACAGUCUUGGUAUUCCUGCUGUCUCAGAAGGACAAAUCGUGACGAUGCUGUAUCUGAAGGCCUCCAUAUCUGACUUCCUCACACUCUUCUCCUCCCGUACUGGCCCCGACUGGUUCUGGGCUUUCUGUCCCAGCUUCAUCCUGCUGGCUGGGGCUUUCGUUUCACUAGCGAUAUCCUCAUGCGUUGCUGCCUUCUGGCCCGACAGGAAGAUGGACAAUAUUGCCACUAUUGGACUGUCGCACGGCGACAGCAUGGCGCAUCGUCUGCUGCCGCUCUGGGUGUGGGUUUGGUGUAUCGGCUGGUGGUUUGUGCAGGACAUCGUGAAGGUGCUGACGUACAAGUUCCUUGAGGUGUUUGACAUCUUCGGCUACCGGACAUUCUCGGAGGGCAAAUGGAAGCCAUCCGGGAAGGAGUCAUUCCGUCGUCGCUCUCGUGGUAUGAGUUUGGGUGCCACCGACAACGUUGAGCAGCCACUUCUUUCAUAA
Molecule: messenger RNA, 2706 nt
Organism: Trypanosoma grayi
Lineage: Eukaryota; Euglenozoa; Kinetoplastea; Trypanosomatida; Trypanosomatidae
Product: putative proton motive ATPase
Exons: 1
Coding region: 1-2706 (901 amino acids)
Biological process (GO): regulation of intracellular pH; proton export across plasma membrane
Cellular component (GO): plasma membrane
Molecular function (GO): ATP hydrolysis activity; P-type proton-exporting transporter activity; ATP binding
Source: RefSeq, a predicted model, not a curated record